GCGCGAUAGAGCUCGGUGUCGACACCUUCUCCAUCACUUGAUCAUAUCGGCAGGUCGCCCGGCUGUCUUCUUAUUUCCUGUCCCAGCCAGCCUAUCCACCACACAUCUCAACCACGCACAGCAUGAGUUUCCCCAGCGUGACCCCGCCCCUCGGAGGGAUGGGCGGCGGCCCCAACAUGCAGGGCAUGAGCGAGCAGGAGCAAGCGAUGGUGAAGCUGAUGUACGGCGCGAUGGAAUCCUGCCCCGUGAAGACGGUCAUCUCGGGUACGAUGGGUUUCGGUCUGGGUGGUGUGUUCGGGUUGUUUAUGGCUAGUAUGUCCUACGACUCCACCUUCACGCCGCAGGGCAAAGCGAUCAUGGACCUCCCCUGGCGCGAACAGGUCCGCCGCGGCUUCAAGGACAUGGGCUCGCGGUCGUGGUCGUCGGCCAAGAACUUCGGCAUCGUGGGCGCGCUGUACUCGGGCACCGAGUGCUGCAUCGAGGGGCUGCGGGCCAAGAACGACCUCACCAACAGCGUCGCGGCGGGGUGCAUCACCGGCGGCAUUCUGGGGGCCAAGGCGGGGCCCCAGGCUGCUGCGGCGGGCUGUGCGGGUUUCGCGGCGUUUAGUGCGGCGAUUGAUGCUUAUAUGCGGAUGCCGGCGGAUGAUGAUUAGACUGUCAGUUUAGGGGGG
This is a messenger RNA of Aspergillus uvarum CBS 121591, 671 nucleotides long. RefSeq names its product translocation channel protein TIM22. Lineage: Eukaryota; Fungi; Ascomycota; Eurotiomycetes; Eurotiales; Aspergillaceae. Gene Ontology annotation, cellular component: TIM22 mitochondrial import inner membrane insertion complex. Gene Ontology annotation, molecular function: transmembrane protein transporter activity. Gene Ontology annotation, biological process: protein insertion into mitochondrial inner membrane. Bases 123 to 653 code for a protein of 176 amino acids. The record is from RefSeq and is a predicted model, not a curated record. The transcript has 3 exons.